AUGUCCAAAAAUUUCAUAAAAGACUCAGCAGUCAGUGUCACCCGUGAAUCACGUCUUGAAGAUGUGGGUAGUUUUUCAAAAGAAGAUGUCGAAGAAGCGGAAAAGAUUUUUUUCCACGAGAAUAGAUUAAGUUCUAGUCUUAAUGCUCGGUUAAUUGCCAUGAUCUCUUUAGUGGGGGUAUUUGGUACCGGAAUUGGAGGUACUUUGGCCACUACUGGUCCCGUGGGUAUGAUCCUUGCAUAUUUAUUAGUUGGAAGUGUUGUUGCUGCCAAUCAAGUUUGUAUGAUAGAGACUGCGUGUUUAUACCCAGCAACCAGUUCAUACAUUGCUCAUUCUGAAUUAUUCAUUGACAAAGCACUUGGCUUUGCUUGGGGAAUCGCUAGCACCUACAACUCGUUAAUUCCAGGUGAAUUAACUGCGGCUAGUGUUGUUGUUACUUAUUGGACUGAUCUUAGUCCAGCUAUUUUCAUAACAAUCUUUGGCGUCUUUAUGGUUGCAACAAACAUAUACAAAGUGAAAUGGUAUGGUGAGAUUGAGUUUUUCUUUGGAAUAUUGAAAGUACUAUUGUGUGUUGGGUUGAUUUUGGUAGGAUUGAUUAUCGACCUAGGCGGAGUCAAGGGCCAACAUAGGCUUGGUUUCCAGUACUGGAGAAAUCCAGGACCCUUUGCUGAAAAAUUCACUACUGGAUCUUUGGGUCGGUUUUUGGGCUUCUGGAAAGCAGUCAGUUCUGUUGUAUAUGCAUUUGGCGGUGUGCAAGGUAUCACGAUGCUUGCAGGAGAGACCGAAUACCCUAGAAGAGCUAUCUAUCGUGCUGGUAAAAGACUUUUAAGUAGGGUGUUGAUACUAUACUAUCUAAUGGUGUUUAUCCUUUCCUUGAUUGUUCCAUAUAAUGACCCAGUUAUUGCGCAUCCCAAUGGCACUGCCUCCGGCUCUCCGUGGGUGAGAGCAGCAACUUUAGCUGGUAUCAAAGUGUUGCCGCAUAUCAUCAAUGCUGUUGUGCUCACCUCGGCGUUGAGUGCAGCCAAUUUGGGUAUCGUAAAAGGCAGUAGGAACUUGUUUGCAUUGGCGUCCAAGGGGCAGCUUCCUAAAAUAUUUCUUAAAGUCAAUAGACAUAAACUUCCGUGGGUAGGUGUUGCAUUCUCAAGUGCAUUUCUACCAUUAGCAUACAUGACUGUUGAUAAGUCAGCAGCAACAGUGUUCUCCUGGUUCCAGAACAUCACAUCGUCCGAGUUAUUGAUUAGCUGGAUAGCAAUUGCAUUGAACCAUAUUGCUUUGCAUAGAGCGCUCCGGAAGCAAGGAUUUACAAGAAAUGAUUUGCCAUACAAAUUUUGGAUUGGAAAAUGGACAGGUCCAUAUUCACUAUUCUUCUCAAUCAUCUUUUUGUUGACUGGAGGAUUCUCGACAUUCAUCCAUGGAUAUUGGGCAUUUUCUACAUUAUUUAGUGCUUAUUUUAUUAUUCCUCUCACUAUAGUGUUUUACUUUUUUGCCAAGUUGGUCUACAAAACCAAAUAUAUCAAGCCUAGUGAGGUCAAAUUAAGAGCAUUGUUUUAUGAUGUGCAAAAUAGACCAGAGCCACCGUACAAGACAUUGAAACGUUGGGAAUGGCUUACUGUGUUAUGGGGGUGA
Messenger RNA from Lodderomyces elongisporus, 1626 nucleotides. RefSeq lists its product as uncharacterized. The record is from RefSeq and is a predicted model, not a curated record. Gene Ontology annotation, biological process: amino acid transmembrane transport. Gene Ontology annotation, cellular component: membrane. Bases 1 to 1626 code for a protein of 541 amino acids. Lineage: Eukaryota; Fungi; Ascomycota; Pichiomycetes; Serinales; Debaryomycetaceae. The transcript has 2 exons. Gene Ontology annotation, molecular function: amino acid transmembrane transporter activity.